UCUUGUUAACCCGCAGUCUUGCAAAGCGAAGGGAUUUCUGUGCUGCUGUUGGUCCCAUUGCAAAACAUUAUCAUGCCAGGUGUCCCCUCAGCCAUCAUGCUCUGCCACAGUGUCCCCUCAACCAUGUCCAACCUGCCACACUAUCACCCCCACUAAUCCACUGGUCAAACAGGGUAUAAUCCCAGAGAGUCUGGCAAACAUCUUGAUGCCACCUUCCUUUGAUCGCACCCAGGCAAAGAGAAGAAGACGGCCCCUGCCUGCACAGGUCAUUACUGCCGAUGACUACAUGAAAAUGCUUGAAGAAAAGGAGAAUGAAGAAAAACAAAAAGAACAACAAAAAAGAAAGAAGAACUGGAGAAAAAGAAGGGAAAAGGCAAAUAAACCAAAUCAAAGGAGAACAGCAAAAAGUACACCAGUGCCAGUGCCAGAGAGCAGCAACAACAGCAACAUUACUCUGGAGGAUGGUGAGGAUUCUGAGGAGGACCAAACACACUGUGCAACAUGCAACAGAAGGCAGCCACCUGGGUGCAGAAGCAGCUCUGUACAUUGGGUUCAGUGUGACUACUGCACUCUCUGGUUCCACAUGAUAUGUUUAGCUGUUGAAGAGGCACCUGAAGAAGAAUGGCUGUGUCACAAAUGCAGUCUAAGUGUUUAAUGGGGACUCAGUGAUUUAUAACGUUAUAGUUAACAUUGUAGUUUUGAUCAUUGUGCAAGUCACAGCUUAAGUUAAUUAGUUAACAGCUAAAACACAAGUGCUCUUCAUAGUUUGUUCCCAAC
Molecule: messenger RNA, 777 nt
Organism: Acipenser ruthenus (sterlet)
Lineage: Eukaryota; Metazoa; Chordata; Actinopteri; Acipenseriformes; Acipenseridae
Product: lysine-specific demethylase 5B-B-like
Exons: 2
Coding region: 206-655 (149 amino acids)
Source: RefSeq, a predicted model, not a curated record